AUGUUAAACAUAUUUAAAAAUAUUCUGGAAGCAAAAAAAGAGCUUCUAGUAUGUGUGUCCUUGUCGGUAUUAUACCUAACCUAUUAUCUAGUGGAAGUAGUCAAGAAACCAAUCCUGAUUUGCCGAAAGGGCGAAUUCCGACAGUUACUGGAGGAUCAUGUUCCUAUAUUGAAUGAAUACUAUUGGCCUACCAUAUGGUGUUUUGAAUCGCGGUUGCAGACAGUUCUUGGUUCAGUACUUCGUUCUCUGUUCCUGCCUCCAUUAAGAUUCCGACGUGAGGUGCUGCGGCUGUCGGAUGGCGGGCAGUUGGCUCUGGACUGGCUGGUGGAGGAGGAGGGUGAGGAGUGGGUAGAGGGCGGGGGGACGGCGGCGGCGGAGCGCGCCGUGCUGCUGGUGCUGCCGGGGCUGACGGGCGGCGCGCACGCGGACUACGUGCGCUGCCUGGCGGCAGCGGCGCGAACGCUGCGCGCUCGCCUCGUCGUCUACAACAACCGCGGCCUGGGCGGCCUGCCGCUCACCACGCCGCGCCUCUACUCCGCUGUCAGCUAUGAGGACGUCGCGGAGGCAGUGCACGCGGUGGCGAAGCACGGGCCCGUGCUGGCGGCCGGUGUGUCGCUGGGCGGGCUGCUGCUGGGCCGCUACCUGGCCGAGCACGGAGCCGCCGCACAAGUGCACGCCGCGCUUGUCGUCUCGUCGCCUCUUGACGUGCCGCGAGGUACAGUGUUGUGCAGUGCACACAGUGCAGCAAUAUGGUGUCCCGUGCUGCCAGGCAGUCUGCUGCUGGGCCGCUACCUGGCCGAGCACGGAGCCGCCGCACAAGUGCACGCCGCGCUUGUCGUCUCGUCGCCUCUUGACGUGCCGCGAGGUACAGGGUUGUGCAGUGCACACAGUGCAGCAAUAUGGUGUCCCGUGCCGCCAGGCAGGCUGCUGCUGGGCCGCUACCUGGCCGAGCACGGAGCCGCCGCACAAGUGCACGCCGCGCUUGUCUCGUCGCCUCUCGACGUGCUGCGAGGUACAGUGUGGUGCAUUGCACACAGUGCAGCAAUAUCGUGUCCCGUGUCGCCAGGCAGGCUGCUGCUGGGCCGCUACCUGGCUGAGCACGGAGCCGCGCCACGGUGGUCGCAGAGUAUCGAGCAGUGGGGGCUGAACGCGGCGCUGUCGUGGCACAUGGCGCGGCAGCUGCGUGGCACGGUGCGCGCGCGGCUGCCGGCGGCCGCGGAGCGUGUGCGCGGCUGCCGCUCCGUGCGCGAGUUCGACGCGGCCUUCACGGCGCCGCACUUUGGCUUCGCGUCGCCCGACGCGUACUACAGCGCCGCGUCGCUGCGUCCGCGCCUGCACUCCAUCGCGCGCCCGCUGCUGUGUCUCUGCGCUGCCGACGAUCCUUUCCAGCCCUUUGAAGCGCUGCCAGUGGCGGAGGUGAUGGCGAGCUCGAGCGUGGCGCUGUGCGUGCCGGCGCGCGGCGGACACAUCGGGUUCCUGGAGGGGCUGUGGCCGGCGCGGCCGCCGCGCACGCAGUACCUCGCGCGCCUCGCGCACCAGUACUUCGCCGCCACCGCGCUGCUGCCGCCACACGCUCCAGCGCCGGCAGCCCCCGCGUUCACUUAA
Parnassius apollo (apollo) is the source of this 1605-nucleotide messenger RNA. The record is from the annotation of a GenBank genome assembly. NCBI's taxonomy places the organism in Eukaryota, Metazoa, Arthropoda, Insecta, Lepidoptera, Papilionidae.